AUGUCGUCGUCCGCAGCGCUGCCCGAGCCGCCUCGCCGGCCGCGGCUGCUCGCCCAGAACCGCAAGCUGCGGCACCUCCGGGGCCUGUCCCUGCGGAACCUGUCCUUUGCGCCGCCUGCGCGCAUCCUCCGCUCUGCCGACGACGGCGACAUCCACACCAAGAAGAAGAAGAUGACGCUCGCCGUCCUGCAGGAGUCGAGCAGCGACCCUGCCGCCGCCGCUGCUGCUUUGCAUUCGUCGCGGUCCUCGGAGAACCUGACCAGGAUGGAGAUGCCCGCGCGCCGGCCGAGCGUCAAUGGCCACCGCGCCGGCGCGCCGGUCAUGCAGCGCCGGCCGAGCCUGAGCAACGCGCACACGAGCCCCGUCAGCCGCCAGAAGAAGCUCGAGGACCUCGCGGACGAGGCGGUCGGUGAUGUGUUCUUCUCUCUGCAUGAUGUGGCGAGCCCGCAGGAGCCAGUAUAUAUAAGUGAAAUAGGAGAGCGAUCAGCGAACUUUGAUUUUCGAUUCUUUAAUCUGUCGACAUGCGAUGCACCCGUCGCCCGCGCCUGCUCAGUGCUGGUUCGAGUCUGGACACGACGUCCAAAACACAGCGCCUGGAGUUUCCUGCUCGAGGAGCUCAUCGACCUCCGCCGGCUGCACUUUAUAUCCACCACCCUCAACCGCGAGUACCGCCCCAAUGCGCUGGUGUUCCACCUCGAAGACGGCGUGUACUCGCUCGACUUUCCCGACCGAAUAUCCGAGCCCCGACAGACCCCGCCGCCCAUAACAACGUCGUCGUACAAUGCGCUCAUGAAGCUCGCCAACCUCGAGGGCUCCCUCCGCGACGCCGAGGACACGCAGCGCGCCGUCCUGCAGCAGAUGAAUGCGCUCCUCGCCGCCGAAGAACCUGCCGAUGCCGGCGGCGCUGACGCAGCCGAGGAGAGCGUGGUGCUCGCGAAUAAGUACCUGGCCACGCAGCGUCGCCUCAACAGACAAUCGGAGAAGCGCCGCGACGAGCUCCGCGCAUCGCUGCGCACGCGGAGGGACGCCAUCGCCGCGGGAGAGGCGCUGCAGCGCCGUCGCGCCGAAGACAUGGCGACCAGCAAGGAGAAGCUGCAGGCGUCGCGGCGGCUCCUCGAGGACACGGAGCAGCAGAUCCGCGGUCAGCGCCGCCGCAUAUGCGCCGAGCUCGCGGCCAUCUUCCCCAUUGAGCCGAUCCAGCACGCGCCGCCACUGUCGUUUCAGAUUUGCGGCCUCGCGCUGCCCAAUUCGGUGUAUGACGCCGCCGUUGCGCGGACCGUCGGCGAGGACGCCCUCUCCGCCGCCCUCGGGCUUGUCGCGCUGCUGGCGCGCCACCUGCAAUUCUAUCUCGCCCACCCGCUGCCGUAUGAGAUUGCAUCCUUUGUCGGCUCGCGGUCCUACAUCCGCGACGACAUCUCGCUGCUCGUGGAGGCCAAGGCGGCCAGCGCCGCGGGCCCGCGCCGCGAGUUUCCGCUUUUUCUCCCGCGCGGCGGCUCCACGACGGGGCAGUGGCGCUUCGAGUACGCCUGGUUCCUGCUCAACAAGAACCUCGAGGCGCUGUGCGCCUCGCAGGGCCUGCGCGUCGUCGACAUCCGACACACCCUCCCCAACCUCAAGUAUCUUCUCUACGUCGGAAGCGCCGGCCGCGACGAGAUGCCGGAGCGCAAAAAGGGCGGCGUGCGCGGGCUCUGGGCCGGACGCCUCACGGGUCGCGUGCCCUCGUCGUCAUCGCCCCUGCUGUUGGGAGGGGACGAUGUGAGCAGUACGGGAGGCAGUCGUCCCGGAAGCGCCGAUAGCGAGGCCCACGCGCAGCGCGGCGACCUGCUGCGCACGGCAGCCCUGGCCGAUGAGCCGCCGAGAGCGAUGGGAUGGGGUGUAUCCGGCGGAGGAGGCAUGAACCCAGACUUGGCCCUGCCGUUUAGAAGCCCAGAGACCAAGUUUACGCUCCGUACAAAGGGCCUGCGAGAAAACGUCGCGGGAUGA
This is a messenger RNA of Akanthomyces muscarius, 1983 nucleotides long. RefSeq lists its product as uncharacterized. Gene Ontology annotation, molecular function: SNARE binding. Gene Ontology annotation, biological process: SNARE complex assembly. Gene Ontology annotation, cellular component: phosphatidylinositol 3-kinase complex, class III, type II; endosome; lytic vacuole. The transcript is spliced from 2 exons. Lineage: Eukaryota; Fungi; Ascomycota; Sordariomycetes; Hypocreales; Cordycipitaceae. The record is from RefSeq and is a predicted model, not a curated record. The coding region runs from base 1 to 1983 and encodes 660 amino acids.